AUGGUCGAUAGCAGAGCGCCAAGCACCAGCACACCGACGCCCUUCCGCGUUCUCGUGGUCGGCGGCUCCUAUGGCGGACUCUCGGCCGCCCUGAACCUGCAAGAUCUGUGCAACGGACGGCGGCCACGCUGUGGUCCUGCCCCCGCCGAAGGCGAGACAGAGCAGAGCGGAACCGAGACAGAGCAGAGCGGAGUCGAGACGCCAAAUAUCGCCAUCGACAUCACCAUAGUAGACGAGCGCGAUGGCUUCUACCACCUGAUCGGCUCGCCGCUAGCCGUGGCCGACCAAGCCUACGCGCAAAAGGCCUGGGUCUUGUACAAGGACAUCCCCGCGCUGCGCGAGCCCAACGUGCGCGUGCUGCACGGCUCGGUGCAGGGCCUCGACCCCAAGCGCAAGGUGGCCGCCUUCGCCGCCCGCGGCAGCGGCACCCAGACCACCGACCUACCUUACGACUACCUAGUCGCCGCCGCCGGCCUACGCCGCGUCUGGCCCGUCGUUCCCCAAUCCCUGCGCAAGAAGCAGUACCUGUUUGAGACGAGCGACUACACCCGCGCGGCCACCACAGCCAGGCACGGCGCUGUCAUCGUGGGCGGUGGCGCCGUGGGCAUCGAGAUGGCGGCCGAGCUCAAGCUCGUGCACCCGGAGGUAAAGGUAACACUGGUGCACUCGCGCGACAAGCUGCUGUCGGCGGAGCCGCUGCCGGACGAGGUCAAGGACCGCAGCCUGGAGCUGCUGCGCGAGGCGGGCGUCGACGUGCUGCUGGCGCACCGGCUCGAGCGCACCGACGACGCGCGCGACGCCAGCGGCAACGCCUGCCUAUCGCUACGCUUCGCUAAUGGCCACACCCUACUCGCCGACCACGUCGCCAUGGCCGUGUCCAAGAGCGUGCCGUCGACGGCCUGGCUGCCGCGCGGGGCGCUCGACGACGACGGAUACGUCCGCGUCGAUGCUACCCUGACGUUCCCCCCCGAGACGCCCAACGCCGCCCACCACCUGGCCGUCGGCGACAUGAUCCGCUGGUCGGGGAUCAAGCGCUGCGGCGGCGCCAUGCACAUGGGCUACUACGCGGCGCACAACCUGCACCAGCGGCUUCUAGCAUCAUCAUCAUCACCAACUGCCGAGACUCCAAAGUUCCUCGAGCUCGCCGAGGUCCCGCCCAUGAUCGGCCUCGCCGUCGGCAAGAAUGCCGUGUCGUACUGGCCGGGCGGCGGCAUGACGUCGGGCGAGGACGUCAUGACAGUCUUCUUUGGCGAUGAUCUCGGGUUUACGAUCUGCUGGAACCAUCUCCGACUGGGCGGAUACAAGUCCGUCCCUGAGGUUCCCAAGGCUUGA
Messenger RNA from Lasiosphaeria miniovina, 1332 nucleotides. RefSeq names its product pyridine nucleotide-disulfide oxidoreductase-like protein. Gene Ontology annotation, cellular component: cytoplasm. The coding region runs from base 1 to 1332 and encodes 443 amino acids. Gene Ontology annotation, molecular function: electron-transferring-flavoprotein dehydrogenase activity; flavin adenine dinucleotide binding. NCBI's taxonomy places the organism in Eukaryota, Fungi, Ascomycota, Sordariomycetes, Sordariales, Lasiosphaeriaceae. The record is from RefSeq and is a predicted model, not a curated record. The transcript has 5 exons.